This is a messenger RNA of Symsagittifera roscoffensis, 2700 nucleotides long. RefSeq lists its product as uncharacterized. The transcript has 3 exons. Gene Ontology annotation, molecular function: protein binding; ubiquitin protein ligase activity. The record is from RefSeq and is a predicted model, not a curated record. Gene Ontology annotation, biological process: protein ubiquitination. Gene Ontology annotation, cellular component: nucleus. Lineage: Eukaryota; Metazoa; Xenacoelomorpha; Acoela; Convolutidae. Bases 23 to 2236 code for a protein of 737 amino acids.
UUCUGUUGGUUCUCAUGAUAAAAUGGAGAGUACGACUGAAGAAGAGUUCGGUAUUCUUCGUUCUAUUUUCGGAGACGAAGUUUCCAUAUUGGAGUCGGAUCCCUGUCAAGUGUCCAUGCAGUUAACACCAUCUACUGCCGAUGACGCUUCUAAGAAACAUGUGUGCAUGUCCGUCAUUUUCACAAUCCCAGCUACGUACCCUCACGAAAAACCAAUUGUAACGUUUAAGAAUGUUAGAGGUUUGAGUCAAACGUUGGAAUCGGAUUUGGUGGAAAAGUUAGGCGUUCUUAUGGAGGCUAGAUUAGGAAGUGCAAUGCUGUUUGAUGCGAUUGAUUUUAUCAAGGACUUUCUGACUGCGAAUAAUCACCCCAGUGUAGAAUGUGCCAUAUGUCUUGAGGCUAUGAACAGUGAUUCGGCGUUCAUUAAGACGACCUGCUUUCACUAUUUUCACCCCUGGUGUCUGUCACAGUACCUGAAGAGUACUCAGCAAGUAGAACGGGAUGAAAAUACGGACCCAGAGACAGUCGAAAAGACAGCAAAUGCAUGCCCCAUUUGCAGAACUCAGCUGGAACUGACGGUGGAACAUCUGGACUCCUUCGAAAAACCAGAAGAAACUAACGAUGGAAGUCAGGGUGCUGCUGCGCCAAUACAGCUAGGCGAGGAGUUUCGCAAAUUCCAACAACAAAUGCAACAACUGCUCGAGAAGCAGAAAGAACAAGGUGGCAUAAUAGACCCUUCGUCCUCUACUAACGUUGUGAUUGACGUCUCCAGUGCCAGUAAAAAGUCCUCGAACCAUUCCAGCGACUCGAGCAACCAGCCGAGUACUUCAACUAUCGGCGGAGAACUGUCAAAUGAGGAAUUGAAAGGUCCGAAUACUCUUCAUUCUGACGAAGCACAGGACUUCAUAGCUGCGGUUCCCAGCCAAACAGGUCCAGAGCUGAAAGUUGGCUCUUUUGUCAGCAGACGAGGGUACACGAAGAACCUGAAUUCGUCUUAUCCACUCAACAGUACAUUCCGAAAAAGCACAUCGAAAGAGAUCAAUCCUGAUUUCAGACCCAGAAAUCUGAGCGCUAGUUACAGCGUGGGAUCAAGUGAACCACCGGCCCCAAGAAUUGACCAUAAGUACCACGAUGGUCGUUGGAGGCCAAGAAAGAAGCAUGAUUUUGAAAUUCGGGCCGAGUUGCUUGAAAAAUCGAGGUCACUGGACGAGCAGAACUUGGCUGCUGAAAUUCAAGAAGAGGCUGAAAGUUCCGUUGUUGCGGAAACUUCAGUAAAAGCUAGUAAUUCUGCCGAUCAAGUUCCGCGGCCGUCCGCUAGUGCAAGCAACAGCAGCGUUGCAACGGGUUCUUCAAAACAAGGCAGUAAAGACAGCAUUCAAAGCAGCAUAGUUGAAUUUAGAAACGAUCAUUCAAACUUGCAACAUACAGUUUCAAGUCCAGGCCCUAUUGCAGAGAGAACGAUGUCCGGUCAAGGUCACGUUUCUCCUCGAACUGAUCCGAUGAGUCAACCUAUCACUCGGAGAGUUAAAAAGAAACCCCCACUCAGUGUUACAGCGAAGUCGAACUUCUCUGGAAACUUGAGCCAUACUUACUCGGAAAGCGACUACUAUAGUAAUUACGGCUACGACUACAGAGGUGGAUCGGAACAUUGGUACUAUGGCAAUGGAAGUGGAAACAGCUCGGAAGGAUUUUACGGUGGUAAUAACCCUGAAAUCUACAGGAACAGACAUUCGUAUCACGGCAAUAACAAAAGAGGCAAAACUGGAUACCAGGGGCGUAAAGGUCACAACAGCUCAGGGCAAUACUAUUACGUGGAUCACAGUGGGUAUUUCGAUGCAACCACUAGCUACGAUUGGGAGCGUUGGAGAGCCAGUGGAAGUUACUCGGCUCAGCCAUCGCCCAAAAUAUCUCCGAGAGGCGCUCUGAAAGUGAGACCUGUGAGCUCCAAUGAACAUGAGAGCUUCGAGGAAAGUUCACCAGACUAUGUAAUGAGUUCAUCAAUAUACUCUAGUUAUUCUGGACCGAAAGGUGCCGUGAGUAGGCCUAGAAAUGGAUCUCUGGGAACCUUCAUGAUGGCUCCGAACUCACCGAUGUUGCAACCGAUGCCAGUGCUUCCGGUUCCAUCGAGUGCAGAAUCGGGAGGCACCGAGCACAGCGAUAGUGUGUUCACGUACUACAACGGACCUGCAUCGGCAUCCGCAACAGCUCCUCCCGGAUUUGCGUACCCCAUGUUUUAGUACACCUGCAUUUCUUCAAACAGCGGCACAACAUAUAGCUCCAGAAACGAAACUAGUCACCACUCAACAUAGAAUUGUUUAGCCCCCCGCUUACGCGCCAAAUUUCCUACCUCCAUCUUUAGUUCUCUAUUUUUGUUUUCCUCUUCAUAUUUCAAACUCUACUGUUACUAGCCUCGCCUCCUCGCCAUGUUUUAUGUUUGACAACUGAUUAUUAACCUAGUGUGCACGAAAGCAGCUUUUUAGUUUGCCGCGUUAGUUUUUCAUCGGACCAUUUAUGUACAAAGGUAACGAGAAAUGUGAAAAUCAUUAUAGCAGUAACAGCUCCGGUUUUGUUUCAAAACUCGAUUUUGGUUUAUGUCAUAAUUUUGUCUUAUUUGUCUUAAUGUCAUAAAUGUACGAUGUUCGUGUUUUGGUUGGAAUGGUGUUCUUAUUUAGUUAAAAUUAUGGGUCUUUUCGUUUCUACA